Cloeon dipterum is the source of this 2086-nucleotide messenger RNA. Its product is annotated as BTB/POZ domain-containing protein 2-like. Gene Ontology annotation, biological process: neurogenesis. The transcript has 5 exons. Gene Ontology annotation, molecular function: protein binding. Bases 152 to 1675 code for a protein of 507 amino acids. Lineage: Eukaryota; Metazoa; Arthropoda; Insecta; Ephemeroptera; Baetidae. Gene Ontology annotation, cellular component: cytosol; P-body. The record is from RefSeq and is a predicted model, not a curated record.
UUAAGAAGAGUUGUGAUCGGGGUCACAAGUUUCUCUUGUUUAGACCAAAUAGAUUAAUUUGUUUAGAUUUUGUCGUCCCCCAAAGUCACCAGGAUCGACCUUGUUACCACAGAACUAUUUCUUGCACUAAUGGUGUAAGGAGAAUUCUAAAAUGGAAAAGGAUUUGGAAGAGCCGUGUAAUUCGAUGAGCCGACGGAUGGGUGGCAUCAAUUUGGAUGACGAAAUGCCGCAGAACAUGAUGCCCCCGCACCUCAACCUUCCACACAACGCUCAUUCCUUCGGCGCCUUUGACGACGAAGAGUCGUAUGACCAGGCUCAGCCAAUGCGGAGGAACAAUUCGCCCGUUCCGUCCCCUCAAGGAUCCCAAGAUGAUGUUUACAAUAACUGGCAGGCAUCAAAAACUACUGUGAAAGAGCGCUUUGCGUUCCUCUUCAAUAAUGAAAUCCUGUCGGAUGUGCACUUCCUAGUCGGCCGCGGAGAACAACGCCAAAGAAUCCCAGCGCACAAGUUUGUCCUCUCGGUCGGCAGUUCCGUAUUCGACGCAAUGUUCAACGGCACUCUGGCCCUGCAGGCUGAUGAAGUUGAGCUUCCUGACGUGGAGCCGUCCUCCUUCUUGGCUCUGCUGCAGUUUCUGUACUCGGACGAGGUCAACAUCGGUCCGGAAACAGUCAUGACCACACUGUACACAGCCAAAAAGUACGCCGUGCCUGCUCUGGAGCAGCAGUGUGUCGAGUUUCUCAAGAGGAACCUGCAGUCUGAUAAUGCGUUCAUGCUGCUCACUCAAGCGAGGUUGUUCGAUGAGCCGCAGUUGGCCGCUCUAUGUCUUGAAACCAUUGACACCAACACCGUCGAGGCUCUCAACGCAGAUGGCUUCACUGACAUUGACAUUGAUUCACUCACGGCUGUCCUUGAGAGAGAUACUUUGCGCAUCAGGGAAAUCAACCUCUUUCAAGCUGUUGUCAGAUGGUCCGAUGCUGAGUGCCAGCGUCAAAAUCUGCCAGUGAGUCCAGAACAUCAGAGAUCUGUCCUCGGCAGGGCCAUCCUCCUCGUCCGAUUCCCACUGAUGAGCGUGGAGGAGUUCGCGCAAGGCCCCGCACAGUCUGGCCUGCUCUCUGACCGAGAGCUCGUUUCUCUCUUUCUCUACUUCACAGUCAACCCAAAGCCAGCCAUUAAUUUUCUGGACGCGCCCCGCUGCUGCAUGAUGGGGAAAGAGUUGACCAUCAACCGGUUCAAAGAGGUCGAAACUCGCUGGGGAUACUCAGGCACCAGCGACCGGGUCCGAUUCACCGUGGACAAAAAAAUCUAUGUGAUUGGAUUUGGCCUGUACGGCUCCAUUCACGGCCCGGCUGACUACACCGCCACCAUUGAAAUCAUCCACACUGUGUCUGGCCGCGUGAUUGCUUCGAAUAACGUCAGUUACAGCACUGAUGGCUUCAACUACACAUUCCGAGUCAUGUUUAAACAGCCUGUUGAAAUCAUGGCUAACAACAGUUACAUCGCGUCAGUUACUAUAAAGGGGCCAGAUUCUCAUUAUGGAAGUAAAGGAAUGCGCAGAGUUAUCAUGGACUGCCCCUCGGGAAGCAAGGUGACAUUCAACUUUUCGUACGCUGCAGGUAACAACAAUGGAACAUCUGUGGAAGACGGGCAAAUCCCUGAGAUCAUUUUCUGCUUUUGAGUAGACAUUUGUCGUCAUUUAUCAUCAAGUUGUCAAAUAAUGUUUAGCGCUUACUUGUAGACAGAUUUGUCCAUAUCUUAUUUAUUGUUAGAGCAAGAGCUGUAUAUUUUUUCAAAUCUAUUAAUUUCACUUGAUUAUUUUUGAUCAAAGGACUUUUAGGUCCGUGAUCAUUGUGAUUGGCAUCACUGCUCGUUAUUGCAUUACUCAAACAAAAAGAAUCGCCGUACAUUAGGUGGAUUUUGCAGUUAUUAUUACUUCCUAAACAGCAUUUCUGGAUUGCAAUGCAUUUUAUUUGGCUUUAAAAGCAUACAUUCUAAAUUAUACAAUUCAAUUUUAUUUAGGGAAAAUAUGUGUGUUGAAAUCAAGGAACGAAAUCAGUAAAAUAUAUCAUGCUAUUCAUACAAUUAACAA